This is a messenger RNA of Malus domestica (apple), 1710 nucleotides long. NCBI's taxonomy places the organism in Eukaryota, Viridiplantae, Streptophyta, Magnoliopsida, Rosales, Rosaceae. The record is from RefSeq and is a predicted model, not a curated record.
AUGGAACAAGUCAUUCCCAUGCAAAUAGAUGUCUCCAAAACUUUCAAGAACACUUCUGAUAAAGUGCUGGACUUCUUGGUAGAUUCAAUGUUUGAAUUCGUCGAUCAAGAGUAUCUUCCAUCUCAGAGCAACUUCAGGCCGGUUGAUGAGUUGGGAGGAGAAGUUGAUGUCACCAGCAGCAUCAGAGGGAAAAUUCCAGAUGAUUUUCCAGAGGGUGUCUAUAUAAGAAAUGGGCCAAACCCUCUAUUUGGAGGAUUGAAAUCGACAAGAUCUGUGUUUGGAAGGUCAAGUCACGUAUGGGUUGAAGGAGAAGGCAUGCUACAUGCGUUAUAUUUUAGUAGGGACGGCGACGUUAGUGAUGGAGGCUGGACUGUCCGGUACAACAACAGACACGUUGAAACCGACACGUUCAAGCUCGAAAAACAGCGAAACAAGCCGUCUUUUCUCCCCACCUUUAGCGGCGACUCGCGGGCUAUUUUGUCCGCUUUCCUCCUCAAUUUGUUGAGGUUUGGUAAAGCGAACAAGUAUUUGAGCAACACCAAUGUUUUCGAGCAUUCGGGGAAGUUCUACUCCAUAACAGAAGAUCACAUACCUCAAGAGAUUGACAUCAUCACAUUAGAAACUUUGGACAAUUGGGAUGUCUCUGGAGCUUGGAACAGACCUUUUACCACCCACCCUAAGAGAGCUCCAGGCUCAGAGGAGCUGGUCAUUUUUGGAGUUGACGCAGUAAAACCAUAUGUGGAAAUUGGAAUAAUUUCAGCUGAUGGAAAGGAACUAAUUCACAAAGUGGAUCUCAAACUCAACAAGAGCAUCUUUUUCCAUGAAUUAGGGGUCACAGAGAGGUAUUAUAUAAUCAUGGAUUUUGGUGUAACUUUCGACAUAAACAGACUCAUUAACGGAGGCCGAUUAUUAGAGUACAAUCAUGAAGGAUGUGCACGAAUCGGUGUGAUGCCACACUACGGCGAUGCAGAUUCAAUCCGCUGGUUUAAAGUUGAACCCAGUUGCACAUCUCACAUCAUCAAUAGUUUUGAAGAUGGUGAAGAGGUUGUAGUGUGGGGUUGUAAAGCUCUGGACUCAGUUAUACCAGGACCGGACAAGGCAUUGAAUCAAUUUGGGUGGCCACCAAGAAAAUUUAAGCCUACAAUUCCAAGUAAAGAAAAUGAUCAUGAUAAUAUCUCACCAAUCGACUAUGAAAACUUAUUUUCUCAUGCUUAUGAAUGGAGAUUAAACAUGCAAAGUGGGGAAGUCAGUGAAAGAUAUCUCACUGGAAAAAGGUUUUGCAUGGAUUUUCCCAUGAUCAACGGAGCUUUUUCCGGUAUCAGAAAUAGAUAUGGCUACGCCCAAGUGGUUGAUUCUGCCGCAAGCUCUGCCUCAGGCGUGCUCAAAUAUAAUGGUCUAGCCAAGCUACACUUUGAAGAACCAGCUGAUACAAGUGAAGGCCAAUUAGAAGAGGCAAUAAAGGUGGAAACUCACAUGUUUGAGGAGAAUAGCUUUUGCACUGGAGCUUCUUUUGUCCCAAAACAAAGGGGUCUUGAAGAAGAUGAUGGAUGGGUUAUCACUUUUGUUCACAAUGAAGAUACCAACAUAUCUCAAGCUUAUGUGAUCGAUACAAAGAAGUUUUUCAGUGAGCCUGUUGCCAAAAUUACAUUGCCUUGUAGAGUUCCAUAUGGAUUUCAUGGAGCCUUCAUGCCAAUCUCAACCCCCACUUAG